Porites lobata is the source of this 3482-nucleotide messenger RNA. NCBI's taxonomy places the organism in Eukaryota, Metazoa, Cnidaria, Anthozoa, Scleractinia, Poritidae. The record is from the annotation of a GenBank genome assembly.
UUCAUUUCUUUCCUCUGUUUUCUUUUUAGGAAGUAUUACGUAAAAGAAGUCUACAAAGUGAUACAAAAAUCAGACCCCGGAAAUGGCGAUCGGUUUUUGUUGGAUCUUGAACUUGGUUUAAUGCAUGACCCAUUGAAUCGAUCAAUUCGCUUUGUACAACACGUGUACCAUAGAAACGGAAGUGAUAUAUUGUGCCAUCCUGAAGGAAUGAACUGGAACAGCAGCGCCACAGUGUAUUUUAUCCUCGCUGUCAAGGAUCAAGGACUAUGGGUGCAGCAUUUCAUCAAACAGCUCACCAUUGCGAGCUUAUUAACCGGUGACACGAACUUUCACGUCAUAAUCGCUGAUUUUCAAAGUAAAGAUAUUAACAUGAGCGAGGCGUUUAGCACAUCACUACUCCGAAGUAGGCAUACUAUCAUUAAUUUAAUGGGAAAAUUUUACAGGACUCUUGCCUUAAACAAAGCAGCCGAAGCAGUGCCUAAUGCGCAUGACAUACUUUUCGUGUUUGACCUUCACAUAGAUGUGCCUGCAGACAUCAUGGACAGCGUUCGAAAGGUUAUUCUAUUCAUAAUACCCACUCUCUGAUCUGUCUUCUCAUUCGUUAAAAGUCUUCAGUUAAUUUUAGAAAUCAGCGCAACCUAAAGGUACGGAAAAACGGACAACAAAAAACAUGCAACUUGUCCUCUGUAACAUUGCUACAAAAUGAGUUGAAGGGCCAUGUUGGGCGUUUUACAACCCACAUGAAACCUGUCUUGCAACAAAUAAGGCUGUUAACAGGUUUGAACAAGCGUGGUAAAACGCGCAACAUCGCUAUUCAAUCGUCUGCAGCAAUGUUGCAAAACGAGUUGCACGUUAUUGUUGCCCGUUUUACCGAAGCUUAAAGAUUUAUCUGCUAGCAUGUGGCGGAUUGACUAAUCUGUAGGUUGUUUGCGCAAUGCAUGAUGUCAAUCUGUGUUCCGUGUGACCGUUAGUCUGCUACAUAGCCGUUUUUAGUGUCGUUACGCAACGCUUCACACCAAAAACACUAUACAUUUUUAAAAUGACGGAGCAUAAUAUCUUCUUUAAACUGCCCUAAGGACAACCAGUAUCAAAUUCCACCUUGUCAUUCCAACGCUUUAUAAAACAGAGUAAAAAAUAGGAAAUAGCAGUUAUCGAACCCAGUCCCUUCGGCUCCGAAGGUCAAGCGUUUCUCCACGUACGAAGAUGAUAGAAAGGACCUUACAAAUUCAUUCAUUCAUUCAUUCAUUCAUUCAUUCAUUCAUUCAUUCAUUCAUUCAUUCAUUCAUUCAUUCAUUCAUUCAUUCAUUCAUUCAUUCAUUCACUUAAGCCAGUAAGCUCAAAAACAAUUGUUAGAUUCGGUUUUUGUGAUUUGCAGAAUAAUCAAGGUCGAGGAAGUUAUAUCAUCCGAGACCUUUGGCUGAUAACACUUACCUCGAACUUGAUUAUUCCGGAUAUCACAGAAACCUCAUCCAGUAAUUGUCUCUAACUAGUUGACUUCCCUUUUCCUUCAUUAGCCACAAAACUGGUGUAGUCUGCGUCACGGAUGACGUUCAUAUGUAAUUUAACCUCGGUUAGUAACGUCUGCGAAGCAGCGCCGGUAUCCAUAUUCUGGGAACUGGGCACCCAGCGGACUCAACGAAUUACCGGAAGUGCGUCUCGAAUUUCCUUUCAACCUGAUUGGCAAAUCGACAAUCAUGGCGCGUACUCAAAUCCUGAAACACAGCUGGAGACCCUGCCUCGUACCCAGUCGCUCGCGAUCUUUUUUGAGGGAUAUUUGAGAAAGCGCUCGUUCGUUCCCAGCAUCCCCCGUUUCCCCCUUGUCUCCAGCUCUCGCGUGUUCCCCAAUCCCCACUUAGCCUUGGGAAAACCUGUGGAGGAGGCAGGCUGGAGACCCGAAACAAGGAUUUUGGUGCUGUUUCGCAGACGCACUCAACCAAGGUUUAGUUUCCUCUUUGGUGAAGGCUAAACUGGUGCCAAGUGUAAAGCUAAGAUCACCAUUCAUACCUCAGAGAAAGGCUCCUUGAAAAAGAUUGAAACAAUGAAAUCAAAUCGUAGUAAAUAUUAUCUCUCCUUCUCCUUAGAACACUAUUGCAGGUCGUAUGGUUUAUUUCCCGGCAGUUGGCCGCCUAGAUCAAGGAAGUAAUUCUGUGGAACAUCGAGGUUUCUGGCAAAUGGAUGGGUACGGACUAGUGGCGAUGUAUAAAUCAGAUUGGAUAAGAGUAGGAGGUAAGACUAAAAUAAUUUAUCCUUUGCCGAAACUAGGGUAAAGCAUUUUCUCACACCAGAAUAGAAAGAGAAACUGUAACGUCAUCUUACCACGGUAGCAAAAUUUGUGGGUCACAACAAUAGCGAGUUGUUGCUACCAUGGCAUCGUGUCGUAACGGCUUCUCCUCUCUAUUAAGAAGAGGCAUUCGUCACUUUACAAACGAGAGGAAAACUGGGCCCAGUGAACUUUCGCAAAGACUUGAAGGACCGCUACCAGGGACAAGGGAAAAAACCGGCCCGUACCCAGUAACAAUUGCCGUGUUACAGUGAUACGGGCAUCCCCUUCUCAUAUAGAGAGAAGUGUGACGUCACGUUACCAUGGUAGCAAAAUUUUUGGAUCACAAGUUCACAACAAUAGGAAGCUUAAGUAACGACGACGGUGACAGCAACGAGAACAGCCAAAAAGUAAUAAGUUUAGAUAAAAAACAACAACUUUACACGUGCAUCACGCUUUUUUGUACAUUUCUUAACCGUCGUUACACGAAUACGACGUGAAACUUCCGUAAUUUCACGCGCCCACUUUGUAAAGUAGGUGAACACAACGCAUUUUUUAUUUUUUCUUUUUCUUAACCUAAAUACGGUCCUCUUGGAUUCAACCCCAGAAAAUUUAGCCAACAUUUGACAAAAUUGAUUGAAACUAAAUAAGAUCGAUGAAGUCUUAAACGACGCGAAUUCACUUUUUAAGUGACGUUUAUCGGUUUGUUGUCAUCCAGAAAUUUUGCUACCAUGGCAACGUGACGUAACGAGUUCUCCUCUUUAUUACCUUAGCGAUCUGGGUCAGGGUUAGGGCUAGGUCGUACUGCGUCACGAAAUUCCAUCAAAUUUGGACCAAAUGUUGGAAGCUGAAGAUUUCUCUACCUCUAGGACAUCUUUUUGUCUCGCUUUUACGCUCAACUGAAAGUAACAAUCACGAAUUAUGGAAUAUCGGUUUCAUAGAAAGACAUCGUUCCUGCUUUUUGGACUGAUAUUAGCUGCAUCUGUUUUAUUUUCUUUUCACACCUCGAACAUUUUAAUAUUUUUUUACUAUUUUUGUUUCCUUCUUGUUUUCACUGCGCAUGUGUGUUCAACUAGGAAUGAAUACUAAAGACUACAAAUACAAGUGGGGCGGAGAAGACUGGGAUCUACUCGACCGCGUGUUAAUGGCGUCACUUGAAGUAGAGCGAAACAAGCACCCAGGCCUCUAUCAUCACUACCACCCCCCCAAAAAGUGGAAUUAG